AUGGACAGCUUCGAGAAGCAUGGCUUGAACGAGGACGACUUUGGCGCAAAGACCGGCAUCGUCAGCGCCUUUGAUGCAUUCCCUAAAUCCAAGCCGCAGUAUGUGACGCAGACGUCUGGUGGUGGAAAAUGGACUGUUGCCAUGCUCCUCAUCUCCAGCAUAUUCAUGUGGAAUGAGCUCGGCCGCUGGUGGCGCGGAACUGAGGCCCAUACGUUUGCAGUUGAAAGGGGCGUAGGGCACGACAUGCAGAUCAAUCUCGAUAUUGUCGUCAAGAUGAACUGCGACGAUUUGCACGUCAACGUCCAGGAUGCCUCGGGAGAUCGCAUCCUUGCUGCGGACAAGCUGGCUCGCGAGGCCACCACCUGGAGCCAGUGGGUUGAUGAAAAGGGCAUGCACAAGCUCGGCAAGAACGAGAAUGGCCAACUCGACACGGGCGUUGGUUGGCACUCGAGACACGACGAGGGCUUUGGCGAAGAGCAUGUUCAUGACAUUAUUGCUCUCACCCAGAGAAGGGCCAAGUGGGCAAAGACCCCUAGGCCCAAGGGAAAGCCUGACAGCUGCCGCAUGUUUGGAAGCCUGGACUUGAACAAGGUGCAGGGAGACUUUCAUAUCACGGCCAGAGGCCACGGCUACAUGGGAAUGGGCCAGCACUUGGACCAUGAUAAAUUCAACUUUUCUCACAUCAUCUCGGAAAUGUCGUAUGGCCCGUACUACCCAUCGCUCGUCAACCCUCUUGAUCGCACCGUCAACUCGGCCAUUGUCCACUUUCACAAAUUCCAGUACUAUCUCUCCGUGGUCCCUACCGUUUAUCUUGCCAACCGCAGAAUCGUCAACACCAACCAGUACGCCGUCACUGAACACAGCAAGACAAUCUCGGACCAUCAGAUUCCCGGCAUCUUUUUCAAGUACGACAUUGAGCCCAUCCUGCUGAGCGUGGAGGAAAGCCGUGACGGGUUCUUAUCUUUCGUGAUCAAGAUUGUCAACAUCUUCAGUGGCGUCAUGGUGGCUGGCCACUGGGGCUUCACGCUGAGCGACUGGAUCCGCGAGGUUAUCGGCAAGAGGCGCCGGAGCAACGGCGGUGUUGGUGUUUUGGGCAACAAGCAUGGAUUUGACGAGUAA
This is a messenger RNA of Trichoderma gamsii, 1119 nucleotides long. RefSeq lists its product as hypothetical. NCBI's taxonomy places the organism in Eukaryota, Fungi, Ascomycota, Sordariomycetes, Hypocreales, Hypocreaceae. The coding region runs from base 1 to 1119 and encodes 372 amino acids. Gene Ontology annotation, biological process: retrograde vesicle-mediated transport, Golgi to endoplasmic reticulum; endoplasmic reticulum to Golgi vesicle-mediated transport. Gene Ontology annotation, cellular component: endoplasmic reticulum; COPII-coated ER to Golgi transport vesicle; endoplasmic reticulum membrane. The record is from RefSeq and is a predicted model, not a curated record. The transcript is spliced from 3 exons.